Molecule: messenger RNA, 972 nt
Organism: Necator americanus (New World hookworm)
Lineage: Eukaryota; Metazoa; Nematoda; Chromadorea; Rhabditida; Ancylostomatidae
Exons: 9
Coding region: 1-972 (323 amino acids)
Biological process (GO): transport
Cellular component (GO): membrane
Molecular function (GO): transporter activity
Source: RefSeq, a predicted model, not a curated record
AUGCCUGACCUGAAUUGCAGUGAACCUAUAGAAGUUCCAAAUAUACAUACACUAUAUGAAGGCUUAACUGAUACUCAAUAUAUUUUACUCAUUGUUGCUGGAGGAGUUGUCACUGCUGUUCUUAUCCUUGGUAUCCUGCACUUUUUCUACAUAUGGAAAUAUAUCAACGAUGAAAAGAUUCGAUCAAAACUUUAUAUUCUGGCACUAAUGUUUCCACUCAUAGUUUCAUUGGCUAUAACUUCGAUGUUCUCUCCACGUACUGGUCCAAUAUUUUCCUCUAUCGGAGUGCUAUACCUUCUCUUUUGCUUAUACACAAUAACGUCAUUAUGCAGGUUCAUCUACGGGAGUCGUGAGCGCUUAGCUUCAGUUCUUAGUGAGGAGAAAGCAAUACUUAGCUUUCAAGUACCACCAUGUUGCUGCUGCAUGCCAUGUCUUCCUAAAGCGGCUCCUAGCGAGCGAAAUCUGAAAAUAGUGGAAUGUUUGACUUUGCAAGGUCCAAUUGUUCGUGCUUUCAUUGUUAUACUUAACUGUCACUUUAUAGCUGAACGACGAGAGGAAGCGGAUAAAUUAUUGCUCAUCACUGAAUUAUCCGGUAUACUUUCCCUCCUUUUCACAAUCUUUGGAUCACAUACGAUGGCGAAGCUCACUGGACCAUAUGUGCAGCAGUACAAAUGCCCAACAAUGUUCCGCUUCGUUGAUAUCUCGUUGGCACUAUUCACCGCUCAAUUUCCAUUAAUUUUUGAUUUGAUUUUCGUAAAAUUCGGUGUGAUUACGUGUGGACCGAUACUGUCAGCUGUGGAAAACGCAAAAUACAUUUACAACUUUGUACUCAUCUGCGAAUGUUUCUUCUGUUCGCUUCUCGCCUCAAAACUACUCGUUCCCGAAAAGAGUGCACUCUUUGACAAAUGUCCUCAUCGUCAACUGCAAGUGAUGGACACUCGAGAGAAAAUGCUUCCCGCAGGAGAGCUGUAG